This is a messenger RNA of Microstroma glucosiphilum, 911 nucleotides long. RefSeq lists its product as hypothetical. The record is from RefSeq and is a predicted model, not a curated record. The transcript has 2 exons. Gene Ontology annotation, molecular function: RNA binding. Gene Ontology annotation, cellular component: precatalytic spliceosome; U4/U6 x U5 tri-snRNP complex; U6 snRNP. Gene Ontology annotation, biological process: mRNA splicing, via spliceosome. The coding region runs from base 235 to 579 and encodes 114 amino acids. Lineage: Eukaryota; Fungi; Basidiomycota; Exobasidiomycetes; Microstromatales; Microstromataceae.
CCCUCAGCUCCCAUCAAGCAGCUUUCGUGCCACGCUGACUAGAGCUUGGAGGCCCAAGAGCGCGCCCUUCCUCUGCUACCGCGAUUGCCAGAGGAUACAGGCGGGUGCUUCACGCGGAGCAGUCGCAGCCAGCCAGGGUGGUAGCGUGUCGGCUCUCCUUCUGUAUCAGGGGACCACCUACAUAGACUUGUGAUCGGCUCUUGCUCUCAUCCAUCGUCCUGUCAUUGUAGAAUCAUGGCGACUGCUCCCACCUCCUCUUCCUCAGGCGCAGCCCCUGGGCUCGGUCUCUACCUCACACAGCAAGUCAUGCUUCUGACACAAGACGGUCGGCUGCUACUGGGUGUACUGCAAGGCUUCGACAACAUGGGCAGUGUGAUUUUGAGCAAUACGAUUGAGCGGAUAUUCAACGCUGUGGAUGAAGGAGAGGAAGGAGGAGGAGUGGAAGAGGUGGAACUGGGAUUGUAUGUGCUGAGGGGGGACGCUAUCUGUCUGAUUGGCGACAUAGAUCCCGCAAAAGACGCAAGUAUAGACUGGAAGACUCUCAACGUGGAUGGUAUACCCGAUGUGCGGCAUAACUAGCGACCUCAGCAUGAGUGGAUCAAAAGAGAAAGGUGGGGGUCAAGACAUCAGUCUCCACAGAGAGGAGCAUAGAGACGGACUAUGCGACACCAGGCUCCUGCCGCGCUGACAAUGCAUUCUAGUUGCUGGUCAGAAAGUUUGUAUACUCUAUGGACGAAAUGCAUAUUGUACAAUUCACUGAAAAGGCUCCUGUCUCGCGCGGUCGAGCCAAAAGAUCCAUGAUACCACCCCUGCUUCGAGACUACUAAUGGGAGGAUGGUGGAUAUGUAGCGGCGGUGUUAUCGCUACUUGCCCGGCCUUGCGAGGCUGGGGCGACGGGCGGCUUUGCGCCU